CCUGGGAGUCUCAGGAAACAGUACUGUAUAUAGCAGUAAUUUUUGAAGACAACCAAAGAUUAACAAAGAACAUAUAUAAAACAUACCUGUUCCAGGUGUUGUAAUGGAAAACUGAGGAUCAGGAGGAUGAGAAGAAAGGUCACAGGGAGCCACAGUCUAUUCAACCAAGCAACGGGCAGAAGCUGAGAAUACAUGUGCUGUAGUCAGGUGCUCUUGCUAUAGAAGAAUCUACAAUGGAAAAAUCAUGGAGGUUAUGGACCAUUGCUGAAAAGUGGUUGGUAAAUCUUGCAUCAUGGUCUUGGGGUUUAUGUCGCAUCUCUCUCCUAGCUUUGAUCUUAACGUUUCACUUGUACGGAGGCUUCAUGCUCCUUGCUCUGAUAUUUGCUUCAGUGGCGGGUAUACUGUACAAGUUCCAAGAUGUGUUGCUCUAUUUCCCAGACCAGCCCUCUUCCUCCCGCUUGUAUGUUCCUGUGCCAACUGGGAUCCCACAUGAGAACAUCUUCAUCAAAACCAAAGACGGCAUGUGUCUCAAUCUUAUAUUCCUUAGAUACACUGGGGAUAAUCCGGCGUUUGUGCCCACCAUAAUAUACUUCCAUGGAAAUGCUGGCAAUAUUGGUCAUCGAAUACCCAACGCACUGUUAAUGCUGGUCAAUUUGAAAGUAAAUGUGGUGCUGGUCGAUUACAGGGGUUAUGGCAAAAGCGAUGGAGAACCAAGUGAAGAUGGUCUUUAUUUAGAUUCAGAAGCAGUGCUCGACUACGUCAUGAGCAGACCUGAUAUAGAUAAAACAAAAAUCAUUCUUUUUGGUCGCUCUCUUGGCGGUGCAGUAGCCAUCCACCUAGCAUCUGGAAAUCCCCAUCGAAUCUCAGCCAUAAUGGUGGAGAACACUUUCCUCAGUAUCCCUCACAUGGCCAGUACUUUAUUUUCUUUCUUCCCCAUGAGGUACCUUCCACUCUGGUGCUACAAAAAUAAAUUCCUGUCAUACAGGAAAAUUGCACAAUGCAGAAUGCCUUCGCUUUUCAUCUCCGGGCUGUCUGACCAGUUGAUCCCUCCAGUCAUGAUGAAACAGCUGUAUGAACUGUCUCCAUCCCGGACUAAACGGUUAGCCAUAUUUCCAGAAGGCACACACAAUGACACGUGGCAGUGCCAAGGCUACUUCACUGCACUUGAACAGUUCAUCAAAGACCUUCUAAAAAACCACACCCAAGAGGAAACCGUGAAAUCGGCAUCCAGUGUGACAAUUAUAUGAAAUGGUACAUUUUAAAUGAACUGGUUCGUUGUUAGUGAAAAGCUGUAACAGAAUGUACAUUUUUUAACAUGUAUUUUUUGUGUGCACUUACAUCAGUGGGAUGAGCAGAGUUGGGGUUGGGGGUUGGGGAAUAUGGCAACUUCAAUUCAAAAAUGCCUUUAUGUAUCACUUUUUUGACAAUGAGUGCAUGGUAAACUCUUCUUCUCCUUUGUUUUUUACUAAGCUUCCCCGACCUGCAGUUUUCAUCGGUAGUUUUUUGGCAAAUUAAACAUUUUGCUUUAAAUGAUGUAAUUUCACCUCAUGUGCUAACUUUUCUGGAAAGAGCUUGAUCUUGCUGAAAUUGAAUCCGGUAUUAAUUUCAGUAAACAAUAAAUUCUCUGCAUGUCUUCCAGGGAAUAAAACCAUACAAGAAGAAAAAAUGCAUUAAUUGCUGUACUUUAUAAACAAAUAAUGUUGUACGGUGAUAUGCUAAGCCAUUUACAAACAAAUUUGCCUGUAUCUUAAAUGUGUAUAGAAUUUUGAUUUCAGUUGUAACAUUUUUUUGUGCUUUAAAAAAAUAUUAAUACUUUAGUUAUUAUAAUUACUUGCUUCUUAAAUGGCCACAUUUUCUAAAUAUGUUCCUGAAAAAAAUGAUAAGCUGUUAAUAUAUUUUGCAGAGGAAUGUUACUUUCAAGAUAGUUGAUGCUGGCAGGUUCGGUAUGAUAUGCAAGUACAGUUAAUGAGCAAGUGUUAAAUACUAUUUGCGGUUCUACAUAUUCAACUGUAAUCUUACAGGAAUCUUGCACGUAACUGUAUAUAGCCAUGUGUGCUGCACUCUGUGUUUGGGCAUUAUCUGUAAGAAUACAGUAUACUCUCUUUAACACUUAGGCUCAAAUUUAGGCAAAGUCCAUCCCAUUCUAAAUUAAGGUAAUAAACAUAAAUGUUUAUCCUUUUUUUUUCUCAUAAGCAAUGCUUGAAAAAACAAUGAGCUACAUGAUACUGAUAUUUUGUAAAUGGCUAAAUUGACUGGAGUGGUAUACACUAUUUCACAUUUCUAAAUGACAAAUUACAGUUCACAGUCUUUGAUGAACAGGAAAAAUUGGAACAGACAGAAACAAGUAAAAAUUCAACUUGGCAGAAAAGAGGAAUUUACUGAAUAUGUCUGUCUGGAGCCAUGCUGUCCAAUAGUUUCACUACUUUGGAUCCUUUAGCAUGAGUUCUGUGCCUGUGGAAUAUCUAGAGCAGGGAUCUCCAGGCAUGGUCCUGGAGAGACCUAAUCCAGUUAGUCUCAUAGAUCACCUGCUUUUUAUCAGCACCUGCAAGCUCUUGACGAAUCACACAACAGAUUUAUUUAAUUAUGAAAACUCUGAUCCUUGAGGGCUUGAGUCUAAACUUCUUCAUUUAACAAUUGACCAGUUUGAUUAAUCACAUUGAAGUUGUUCCCUGUAUUUAUGAAGCAGUGAUUUAGAGAUGACCUAUAAAACCUGCUGGUUUGGGACACUUCAGGACCAGGGCUGCAGACCCAGAACCUAGAGACUAUGAUGUUUGUUUUCCCUGGUUAGUGGCCCUAUACUGGUUCAGAAUUAUUCAGAAGUAGUUCAGGUAGGUAGCUGCAUCAGCAUGCAUGGUCUGCAAAGGAACAAGUAAUAGGUUUAUUCCAUGCUGA
Lepisosteus oculatus (spotted gar) is the source of this 2892-nucleotide messenger RNA. RefSeq names its product abhydrolase domain containing 13 (gene abhd13). Gene Ontology annotation, cellular component: membrane. NCBI's taxonomy places the organism in Eukaryota, Metazoa, Chordata, Actinopteri, Semionotiformes, Lepisosteidae. Gene Ontology annotation, molecular function: palmitoyl-(protein) hydrolase activity. The record is from RefSeq and is a predicted model, not a curated record.